ACGCUAUAUAUACACCCACAUUAUAGUUAUAUCUUAUACACCCUCACCUUCAUAUCUUUCACUUGCAUAAUUUUCUUGGAGCAUUCCUCAUAUAUAGAACCGUCUCACUUAAUCGCUUUGUUGCGCUUAAACCAUGUCGUCAGAGAAACAAGCCCAAUUGAAUGGGGCAUACUACGGCCCCUCAGUCCCACCACCACGCCAAUCCUACCACCCUGGCCGCCGUGGCCGCGGCUGCGGCUGCUGCGGCUGCCUGUUUAGAUUCCUUUUGGGUGUCAUAGUCUCUGUAGUUGUCACCCUUGGCCUUGCUACCCUCAUCCUUUGGCUCAUCUUUCGACCCAAUAACAUCAAGUUCCAUGUCACGGACGCCUCGCUUACCCAGUUCAAUUUAACCGCCACCAACAAUCUCCAAUACAACCUUGCGCUUAACAUCACCGCCAGAAACCCCAAUAAGAAGAUUGGUGUCUACUACGAACUCAUCUCGGCCAGGGCAUACUACGAGGACCAGCGUUUCGGUUCAAGUGAUUUGGAGCCGUUUUACCAAGGGCACAAGAAUACGAGUGUUUUGAGCCCGGUGUUUGUAGGCCAGCAAUUGUUGGUGCUUGGGGCCGAUGAGCUUUCGGAGUUCAAUGUAGAAAAGAAUGCUGGGGUUUACAACAUUGACGUGAAGCUCUAUCUCCGGAUUAAGUUCAAGGUAGGAAAGAUCAAGACAUGGCGUUUCAAGCCCAAGGUCAAAUGCGAAUUGAAACUUCCUUUAAGUGCCAACGGGACUUCAGCAGGUGGUUUUGAGACUACCAAGUGCGACAUCGAUUACUGAUCGACCCGGCCACCUUUUCUUCUUGUUUGAUCGAUCAGUCUUUUAUUUAUUUAUUUAUUCAUUUAAGUUUAGGUGAUAUUGUUGUUAUAUUUUUUGCAGACCUCAUGACUAGUAUAUGUUUGUUUAUGAGAGAUCAUUAUAUGAUGUAGUAGAUUAUAUUGUGUUGUUAUAUUUGACUGUUGGAUUUAUCAUAUUUUAUUAAUUUGUUGCUUUCGUUGUGCAUGUAAGUAAAUAAAUAAAUCGUUAAUAUGGUCGCCAUUCUUUAGUU
This is a messenger RNA of Juglans microcarpa x Juglans regia, 1082 nucleotides long. Its product is annotated as NDR1/HIN1-like protein 3. The coding region runs from base 134 to 814 and encodes 226 amino acids. The record is from RefSeq and is a predicted model, not a curated record. The transcript has a single exon. Gene Ontology annotation, biological process: defense response to other organism. Lineage: Eukaryota; Viridiplantae; Streptophyta; Magnoliopsida; Fagales; Juglandaceae.